AUGCUCCGCGUGGCGCUUCACUACACUUCCACAUCGUGCAGCCUCUCCACAGCUGCAACUCCCUGCGCGCCCUUCACCCCGCUGCCCAAACUGGGCAAGAAAUGGAGCGAGUACCAGGGCCUCAACUACUGGAGCGGCCUCCUCGACCCAAUCGACGACACUCUGCGAGCCGUCAUUCUCAGGUACGGCCAGUUCGUCGACGCCGCCUACGACUCCUUCGACUUCGAUCCUUCCUCCCCUGCAUACGGCACCUGUAAGUUCACCCGCGCCUCCCUCCUCUCCGGCCGCGGCUUUACCGGCUACCGGGUCACCAAGUUCCUCCACGCCACCUGCGGCCUCCACCUCCCUCGCUGCCGCUGGACGCCCUCCCCCCGCUCCACCUGGAUCGGCUACGUCGCCGUCUGUCAGGACAAGGACGAGAUCGACCGCCUCGGCCGCCGCGAUGUCGUCAUCGCCCUCCGCGGCACCGCCACCUGCUUGGAGUGGCUGGAGAACCUACGCGCCACCCUCACCUGCCUCGACGACUGCGGGGCCGGCGACGCGCGCCCCAUGGUGGAGAGCGGCUUUCUCAGCAUGUACACCUCCGGGACUGCCACGUGUCCCAGCCUCCAGAGCACCGUCAAGGCCGAGGUCGCCAGGAUCAUGCGCACCUACGGCGCCCACGGGGAAGCGCCGCUCAGCUUCACGGUCGCCGGCCACAGCCUCGGAGCCGCGCUGGCCACGCUCGCCGCCCACGACAUCAACUCCACGUUCGCCGACGUGCCAAUGGUGACGGUCAUGUCCUUCGGCGGGCCCCGGGUGGGCAACAGAAGCUUCCGCCGCCGGCUGGAGAGGGGUGGAACCAGGAUACUUAGGAUCGUCAAUUCCGAUGAUUUCAUCACCAAAGUGCCCGGCUUCGUCGUGGACAAUAGUAAAAAUAAUAAUAAUAAUCACAACAACAGGGCUGGUGAGUUCCCCAUGUGGGUGAAGAAGCGCGUGGAACACACUCCGUGGGGUUAUGACGAGGUGGGGAAGGAGCUGCAGCUGAGGAGCGGGGAGUCGCCGUACAUAUUCAAAAGGGAUGUCGCCACGUGUCACGAGCUGAGCACGUAUCUCCACUUGGUGGAUGGGUUGGCGAGUUCCACGUGUCCGUUAAGAGCCACGGCAAGGAAAAUGUUCAACGAGGACUUCUGGUGUGGAAAGGUUGGGAUAUUUUAG
Linum tenue is the source of this 1197-nucleotide messenger RNA. Lineage: Eukaryota; Viridiplantae; Streptophyta; Magnoliopsida; Malpighiales; Linaceae. The record is from the annotation of a GenBank genome assembly.